UAAGCUCCAUUUAAUCCAUGCUCUGCAGCUUCUUUUUCUUUAGACAUUCUUCAGAAUCAAUACAGAGAAGAAAGUAAACUAUGGAAAAGAAGGGAAAGGCAAUAGUAGGUGGAAUUUCAAUCAUCCUUGUGGUUGGAGCAGUAGUUGGUUGUGUAGCUGUUGUUUCACAUAAUCGCAGCAAAGGCAAGGAUAGGCUUUCGACGAGUUCCAAGGCCGUCACUGCAAUGUGUGAACCAACUGAUUACAAGGAUGAAUGCAUUGACAGCCUGGCUGACGCUGCCAAGAAUCAAAGCGCCACCCCAAAAGAACUUAUUCGAGCCGCCAUUGAUUACACAAUCGAUAAGGUGAAAGCGGCAAUAGAGAAAUCAGAUGGCAUUAUCAAAGAAGCUAAAAAUGUCAAUUCCACUGGAAAAAUGGCCUUCGAGGAUUGCAAUGACUUGUUGGAAUCUUCAAUCGAAAGUCUUCAAUAUUCGCUUUUGACACUCGUUGAUACUGAAAUGCAAAACAUGAAUAAUAAAGAGGUUGAUCUUAAGAACUGGUUCAGUGCUGCGAUAUCAUUUCAGGAAUCAUGCAUUGAUGGGAUUCCAUACGAAGACCUUAAGAACCAAAUGAACGAGGCGAUGCUCCAUGCUUCACAACUGACCAGCAACGCCUUAGCAAUUGUGUCUUCCCUUGCUCCCAUCCUAGGCAAAUUCAAUAUCUCCAUGAAAACUGACAGUAAAAGUUCAACCAGUCGUCGUCUCCUGGAUGUAGAAAUGGAAACGGAUGAACAUGGCACUUUUCCAGCAUGGUUCCCAGCUGCAGAUAGGAAGCUAUUCGCACACCACAACAAGAACAAUAACAAUAGCAGCAACAACAACAACAACAACAACAACAACAACGACGACAACAACAACAACAACAACAACGGGAGAGUUACACCCAACGCAGUAGUGGCAAAAGAUGGGAGUGGACAAUACAAAACAAUUGGUGAAGCUCUUGCUGCGUACCCAAAGGGAUUCCAGGGAAGAUAUGUUAUAUAUGUGAAAGCUGGGAUUUACAAUGAGUAUGUUACUGUGGCCAAGAAUCAGAUCAAUGUGUACAUGUAUGGAGAUGGACCCCGGAGGACCAUGAUCACAGGCAGUAAAAGCUUUGCUGAUGGCAUCACCACCCAGGACACUGCCACAUUCAUCGUAAUGGGGCAUGGGUUCAUUGGUAGAGCAAUGGGAUUUCAGAACACAGCCGGCCCCGAAAAGCAUCAGGCAGUGGCACUCCGAGUCCAGUCGGAAAUGUCAGCCUUCUUCAACUGCAGAAUGGACGCCUACCAAGACACAUUGUACGUGCAAGCAUAUCGCCAAUUUUAUCGCAACUGUGUCAUAUCCGGUACCGUUGACUUCAUUUUUGGUGACUCAUCAACAGUCAUCCAGAAUAGUUUACUCAUUGUGAGGAAGCCUAUGAACGGCCAAAAGAACAUUGUGACUGCUCAUGGAAGAAAAGAUAAGCGGGAAACCACUGGUCUGGUUAUCCAGAACUGCAGGAUAGUCCCAGAACAGGCUUUGUUCCCAAUGAGAUUCCAGAUUCAGUCAUACUUGGGGCGGCCGUGGAAGAUGUACUCGAGAACAGUUAUCAUGGAGUCCGAAUUUGGGGACUUUAUCCAACCAGCCGGUUGGCUAGAAUGGCAAGGGACUUUUGGACUAGACACACUGUAUUAUGCAGAGUAUGCAAAUCGGGGUCCGGGUGCCGUAACCACAGGAAGGGUAAAAUGGAAAGGAUACCAUGUGAUUACGGACAGAAAUGAGGCUCUUCAAUUCACUCCGGGUAAUUUUCUAACAGGAGACCAAUGGUUGAAAGACACGGGUGUACCUUACUUCCUGGGUUUAAAAAACUAGCUCACGAUCUCAUUUCAACCCAAACUACUGACACCUGAAGAUCAACUGUCACCUGAUUUCAUCGGAAUACAAAGAAAAAGGUUGAACUUACUCUGAAGAUAGAAUAGAUAUUAGGAAGAGAGGAUGGCGCUGUUGAUCAUCACCCCACCUAGUUUUUUUUAUUUAUUUAUUUAUUAUUAUUUAAAGAGGAUCAAAGGAUUUCACUCCUGCCCCCAUGGUGACUCGAAUCCAUGGUGAUCGUCACCCCACCUAGUGAUAACUGAACUGAACCAGUACCCUUCCGUGCACUGCUGUAUACAUAUAGCUCUAUCUGUAGUUCUGUACAGUUUUCUGAUUUGUACCCCUUAGUCUUGUACCUCUUGUAUAGCAUUCCUAUGCACCCAAUGACCAAUGCUGUAUAUUCAUUCGGCCUAAUAAGUUCAUGUGCAUUGUUUGUUUA
Molecule: messenger RNA, 2307 nt
Organism: Rosa rugosa (rugosa rose)
Lineage: Eukaryota; Viridiplantae; Streptophyta; Magnoliopsida; Rosales; Rosaceae
Product: pectinesterase-like
Exons: 2
Coding region: 81-1868 (595 amino acids)
Biological process (GO): cell wall modification
Molecular function (GO): pectinesterase inhibitor activity; pectinesterase activity
Source: RefSeq, a predicted model, not a curated record